Molecule: messenger RNA, 601 nt
Organism: Drosophila takahashii
Lineage: Eukaryota; Metazoa; Arthropoda; Insecta; Diptera; Drosophilidae
Source: RefSeq, a predicted model, not a curated record
AUGGCAACCAUUCGCAUUGCUGCACUGAGAUCCGGCCAGCUACUGAUUUGCAGUAUUCAGCUGAUUUGCGCCUCGGAGCACAGUGGCGAAGGAUAUGGUGGGGGUUACGGCUACGGAGGAAGUGGCGGAGGAGGCAGUGGAUCCGGGGGCAGCGGCGGAGGAGGCGACUUCCACCACCACACACCCACCACAUAUUCGGAGAUCUCGAAGCAUGUGCCGGUUCAUGUGAUCGAGAAGGUGCCGCUGCCCAUUCCGCAUCCGGUGGCCGUCCAGGUGCCCAAUGUGAUCCGGCUGCAGAUUCCGGAACCCUAUGCCGUCCACGUGCCCGUCCAGCAGGAGAUCCAAGUGCCGGUCUACAAAAUAGUGCCCGAAAUAACCGAAAGGAAGAUCCCCUACACCGUGGAGAAGCCAUAUCCCGUGGAGGUGGAGAAGCCGUAUCCCGUCGAGGUUAUCAAGCAGAUCAAGAUUCCGGUGCCGAAGCCCUAUCCUGUUCCCAUUACCAUCUACAAGCAUGUCCUGCAAAAGGAGCAUGGCUGGUAAUUGCGGUAGUCGUCGGUUUUUAGGUGUGUAAGUACUAGGAUGCCAGCUCUUAAUCCCCAGA